Messenger RNA from Ixodes scapularis (black-legged tick), 1667 nucleotides. RefSeq names its product glutamate-gated chloride channel. Lineage: Eukaryota; Metazoa; Arthropoda; Arachnida; Ixodida; Ixodidae. The record is from RefSeq and is a predicted model, not a curated record. Gene Ontology annotation, biological process: nervous system process; regulation of membrane potential; chloride transmembrane transport. Gene Ontology annotation, molecular function: chloride channel activity; transmembrane signaling receptor activity; extracellular ligand-gated monoatomic ion channel activity. Gene Ontology annotation, cellular component: neuron projection; membrane; synapse. The coding region runs from base 179 to 1444 and encodes 421 amino acids. The transcript is spliced from 9 exons.
AGACCCUUCCUCGUUAAACGACUUGAUGUGUCGACUCCGAACACAGUUACCGUGCAACCACCUCCCGUGAUUCUGUGCCGCCAAAAGAAAAAUAAUGCGAGUCGACAAUCGUGCUAAUCAUUAUUGAACCCAAGCUCUUAGUUCGAUUGCACCUGGGCGGCAAUACCCACUCGAUCCAAUGGCGGCUCUCAAGGGGACCGCAGGGCCGUGGAAGACGUUUGCUGUAAUUUCACUCAUCCUGAUUGUCUGUAGUGCGGAAGAGUCUUGGUUGGUCAACCGCGACACACAGACCUUGUACAAGAUACUCGGCGACAUCAAUCAAUAUAACGUGGUUGUACGACCUAGAGGAAAUCAAACUGAGCCCGAUGCAGGUCUGUUGCCAAUUACGAUGAACAUGUUUGUGCGAUCUAUUUCGGAUUUCUCUGACGACACAAUGGACUACAAAAUGCAGAUUACGCUGCGUCGAGAGUGGCGCGAUGAGCGUCUGGUCUUUGACAUGAAAAGUGGAAAGACGCACAUGACUCUGCAAAACGACCAGUUGAUUUGGAAACCGGACACUUUUUUUUCCAACGAGAUUGAAGGUCAUUUCCACGAUAUCACACAGCCGAAUGUUUUGGUUCGCGUGUUCCCUGAUGGCAGAAUCAUGCACAGUCUGAGGUUAACAAUGACGCUGGCUUGCCCCAUGGAUCUGCGAAAUUAUCCUUUCGACAGACAGAUCUGCUCCGUCGUCUUGGUGAGCUACGCACAUACCACGGAAGAUAUCAUAUACAAGUGGAGUGAAGACAACCCGCUGCAAGUUGCCAGAAAUUUGCACAUUAGAAAAUUUAAUUUGGUCGGUUUCUCCAACACUACGUGCCGUUCCCGAACCAGAACAGGAUCGUAUUCUUGCCUCAGGGCCGACUUUGCAUACGAAAGAGUACCGCACACCACGAUGAUUAAGGUCUUCAUACCCUGCGCGAUGCUCGUGCUGCUGUCCUGGAUACCGUUGUGGCUCAAUCCGAAGGCCACCUUGCUUCGGUUCCUUGUUCCGCUGCUGGUACUGCUUGCAAUGGCAAACGCUGUCAACACGCUCAACCAGCACCACAUUCCUCAGACCGGAUACGUGAAGAGUGUCGAUGUAUGGACCGGAACCUGUCUGACCUUUGUGUUCGCCAUGCUUCUGGAAGUCACCACUGUCGACUACGUGCUGAGGGUUUAUCGCAAGGACCAAGAUAAUUCACCAUUGAACACUGGUGAUGAGCUGGCUGUAUCCCAUACACUCGAGAUCGCUGACGGCAAGACCGAUGCUUCGGCGGCACCUACUCACCGGUCAACAUUCUCCAACUGGCUGAGGAGACGAAGGUCCGCCGUCGAGUGGAUCGACCUGGUCUCUCGAGCAAUUUUCCCAGCUGCAUUCGUUCUGUUCGUGAUCAUCUACCGCUGCUGUUACACAUCGCACGAGUAAUGCCAUGCUAUAAGUUUGCUUACUUACAACAUAUAUGACUCGACCUUGUCGACCUCGAGCAUUUUUGUGUUCUUCCGACAAGCUGUCUUGCACUUGAUUUGUUGAGUUUUACCACUACUAUGUCCCCUGUUUGGCCUUUGUGGUUCGGCGUGUAUUUUUAAUGUGAGCUGGGUUUUGUGUUGAUGAGCUCUUUUGGUUUAUAAACAAUGUUUCCGGUAGUGUA